AUGAGCACAUUUGGUAUCCUCCACGAGAAGAGCUAUGAACACACGCCUGGCACCGCCAUCCUUCAUGACGACGCAACGGCAGGUAUAGCUGGACAAGCAGCUGUUGGGCUCAAGCACGGUACAGGACGACAUGCACACAUUGUCCUUGUCCCACAGCCAACAGAGGAUCCUAAUGAUCCGCUGAAUUGGCCGCUAUGGAGGAAAGAUCUGUGCCUAUUCAGUGUGGCACUGGGCUCACUUUGCUUCACGGCCGUUCUGGUUCCAAUGUUGUCACCUGCCACCUAUGCGCUCAGCAUCGAGCUGAACACGAGCAUCACAGCCAUUGCGCAGCUCACGGGCAAUUGCCUACUUUGUGUCGGAGCCUUCGGACCUUUCGUCUCAGCCAUGUCUCGUCUAUGGGGAAAACGACCACAGUUUCUCCUCGCGUCUCUGCUGGGAAUUCUUGGUACCAUUGUGUGCGAAUGUGCGAACUCAUACAAGACACUCCUUGCCGGACGCCUUCUUCAGGGCCUUUCCGUCGCGGCAUACGAGUCCCUCAUCGUGGCACUGAUGGGAGACAUGUAUUUUGUGCAUCAACGAGGCGCUCGAGUCACGAUUUUCCAGCUGGUCACCAACACUUUCGGCGUAUUGUCACCCAUCAUCGCAGGCGUGAUCUUCGACAAUCUCGGUUGGAAGUACCUCUUUCAUAUUGCCCAACCAUUUCUGAUCGCACAGUUGGUCAUGGCGUUCUUCUUCGUUCCGGAAACUAGCUAUCACCGGCCAGAGAUCUACAACACCGAUGUAGCCUCGACUGAGAGACUCGAGGAGCUCAAACACGUCGAGGUGACUGAGAGUGAACAUGCCAGAAGCGCUGCGCACGACGAAAGACAGGCGGCGUCGACACCUGCUCCUAAGACAUUCGGGCAGCGCUUGUCGAUUUACAACGGAAGAUUCAGUCAGCAACAUCCGCUAAAACUGGUCAUUGCUCCGUUUGUCUGUCUGGCUAAUCCAGCUGCAAUUUGGGGUUGCUUGACCCAGGGCAUCUCGUCCGGCUGGUGGGUGGCCACGUCAUUUGUACUUGCGCAGAUCUUUGGUGUACCACCAUACAACCUUUCCACAGCUGGGGUGGGUUACCUAUACGUCGGACCUUUCAUCGGUGGACUUCUGGGUGUUUUAUUCAUGAGCUUCGCUUCAGACCCUCUCGCAAGGUUCAUUGCCAAGCGGAAUCGAGGUGUAUAUGAGCCAGAGUUUCGGCUCUAUCCGAUGAUUCUGGCCCUGAUCACAGGAACGAUCGGUCUGUUCCUGUAUGGACAUAUGAUCGAGGAUGGCAAAGGGUACUAUGUCGCCAGCGCCCUCCACGGGAUAUACGGCUUCAGUGUGAACACGGCUGGCGCAGUCAUGAACUCGUACGUUGUGGAUGCUUUCCGAGAGGAGAGUACUGAGAUGCUCGUCAUCGCCAUGGUGUUCAAGAACUUUUUCUUCUUCUCGCUUUCUUACUGGGUCAACAACUACCUCGCCGUCGUUGGACCAGCUAGGUACUUCGAUGUGCAGGGCGGCAUCGUUGUGGGUAUUUAUGCCCUCAGCAUACCUAUGUACAUGUUUGGGAAACUCAAUCGAGGCUGGUGGAGGAGACACGAUCUCAUCAAUAAGAUGGGCGUGGCCAACGUGCAUUGA
Messenger RNA from Exophiala viscosa, 1653 nucleotides. RefSeq names its product major facilitator superfamily domain-containing protein. Gene Ontology annotation, molecular function: transmembrane transporter activity. Gene Ontology annotation, biological process: transmembrane transport. Gene Ontology annotation, cellular component: plasma membrane. The coding region runs from base 1 to 1653 and encodes 550 amino acids. The record is from RefSeq and is a predicted model, not a curated record. The transcript has 3 exons. Lineage: Eukaryota; Fungi; Ascomycota; Eurotiomycetes; Chaetothyriales; Herpotrichiellaceae.